Molecule: messenger RNA, 1998 nt
Organism: Panicum virgatum (switchgrass)
Lineage: Eukaryota; Viridiplantae; Streptophyta; Magnoliopsida; Poales; Poaceae
Product: aldehyde dehydrogenase family 3 member F1-like
Exons: 7
Coding region: 257-1741 (494 amino acids)
Biological process (GO): aldehyde metabolic process
Cellular component (GO): cytoplasm
Molecular function (GO): aldehyde dehydrogenase (NAD+) activity
Source: RefSeq, a predicted model, not a curated record
AGCCCGCAUUGAAGGAUGAGAGUUCCAGCAAACCACCCCCGGUACAUGCAUUGAAGGCACAGUCAUGCUCCCCUCUCGGGUACGCAUUGAAGCGUCCUGUCAGAGCGCAGGUGCGCGCCAGUUGCAAUAAAUAGGUCCCCCGGUGCCGGGCGUUCCCUGCGCGCCACCGUCGAGCCGCGGUGUCAUCUGUAGCUGUAGGAGAGCGACUGCGAGCUCGACGAGCUGAGCAGCCGGAGCUGGUGGAGCAUCUGAGCUGAUGAGCGCGGCCACAAUGGCGGCGGGCGCGGCUGCUGCUGGUGCCGAGGCCGGCGGGGCGCUGGGCGAGACGGUGCGGGAGCUGCGGGAGGCGUACGAGGGCGGCAGGACCCGGAGCCUGGCGUGGCGGCAGGCGCAGCUCCGGGGCCUCCUCCGGCUGCUCAAGGAGAAGGAGAUGGAGGCGUUCCAGGCGCUCCACACGGACCUCGGCAAGCACCACGCCGAGGCCUUCAGGGACGAGGUCGGGGUGCUCAUCAAGUCGGCCAACGGCGCGCUGCAGCAGCUCCGCAAAUGGAUGGCUCCGGACAGGGUGUGGGUGCCGCUGAUCGCGUGGCCGGCGACCGCGCAGGUGGUGCCGGAGCCGCUCGGGGUCGUCCUCAUCUUCUCCUGCUGGAACUUCCCAUUGGGCCUGUCGCUGGAGCCGCUGAUCGGGGCCCUCGCGGCCGGGAACGCCGUGGCGCUGAAGCCGUCGGAGCUCUCGCCGUGCACCGCCCGGUUCCUCGCCGACAACAUCGGCGGCUACAUUGACGCCUCAGCGGUCAAGGUCGUCAACGGCGGACCCGAGGUCGGGGGGCAGCUCAUGGAGCACCGCUGGGACAAGGUCCUCUUCACCGGGAGCCCCCGCAUCGCGCGCUCCGUGAUGGCCGCGGCGGCCCGGCACCUGACGCCCGUGGCGCUGGAGCUGGGCGGCAAAUGCCCGUGCAUCUUCGACGCGGCGGCGGCCGGCGCGCGGGACCUGCAGGUCUCGGCGAACCGCAUCAUCGCCGGCAAGUGGUCCUCCUGCGCCGGACAGGCCUGCAUCGCCAUCGACUACGUGCUCGUCGAGGAGCGCUUCGCGCCCGUCCUCGUCAAGGUGCUCAAGUCGACGCUCAAGCGCUUCUUCCAGGACGCAGACCACAUGGCGCGGAUCGUGAACGAGCGCCACUUCCAGAGGCUCAGCGGCCUCCUCAAGGACAGGGCCGUGGCGCCGUCCAUCCUGCACGGCGGCUCCGUGGACGCCAAGAACUUGUACAUUGAGCCCACGAUACUGCUGAACCCGCCGCUGGACUCGGCGAUCAUGACCGAGGAGAUCUUCGGGCCCCUGCUCCCCAUCAUCACGGUGAAGAAGAUCGAGGACAGCAUCGCGUUCGUGAAGGCCAUGCCGAAGCCGCUGGCCAUCUACGCCUUCACCCGGGACGCCGCGCUGCGGCGCCGGGUGGUGGAGGAGACGUCGUCCGGGAGCGUCACCUUCAACGACGCCGUGGUGCAGUACGCGAUCGACGGGCUACCGUUCGGCGGCGUCGGGCAGAGCGGGUUCGGGCAGUACCACGGGAGGCACUCGUUCGAGAUGUUCAGCCACAAGAAGGCGGUCAUGAAGCGGGGCUACCUCCUGGAGCUGACGCUCAGGUACCCGCCGUGGGACGACAGCAAGGUCACCCUCAUGCGCUACCUCUACCGCUUCAACUACUUCGCCUUCGUGCUCGCCUUCCUCGGGCUCAGGAGAUGAUCCAGCUCGGCUCCAGCAUCGACGCAAGAAAAUUGCACGUGGAUAUUUAAUUUGUUUGAGACCAAUAAACUGAUGGUGAAUGAAUGAAUGAUAAGCGAAUAAAGAAUAGUAGUAUGCAGUAAUUAUGUUUGUGGUGAAGACUGAAGAGCAAGUAUCGUAUACAGUAUGUGCUACUGCACUGCACCCGCUCUAUGAUUGCUUCUAGUGAGACAAUGUAAAAUACCUUUCAGUGUUUAGCAGCGCAUACUGGCCGGAUA